CAGAGCGGUGCGAAUCGACCCGCGCGGGGCUCCCCGGGCUGCGUGCGCCCCGCCACUGCCCAAACGCAGGGCUGGGCUCCGGCUGCGCGCCACGCCCCCGGGCUUCGCACGGCGCGCGAGCCCCUUGGAGGGUGUCUGUGAACGGGGAGCCAAGCGGCUCGAGGCUCCUGCCCGGGAUGCGGCGGCAGCUGCUUCCUGGUUUGAAGCUCGCCGAGUGGGGGAGAGCGUGAGCCCGCGGAGGCGGGGGCAGGAGCCCGAGCCGGAGCAGGCGGAGGCGGGGGCAGGAGACGCUGGAGGCUCGAGCUAACCGGACGGGUCGCUCCGGCUCUCCCGGGAGAGGCGCUUCCUGGCCCUGAAGAAGGGGCGAGUCCCGUGCGAGCCCCCGGGAGGCGCCGCGCGCUCGAGAGGGACGGUCGGGCGACCCCGGCCCGCUGAGGGCUCGGCGCCCGGCUCCCCUCCUUUCCACCUCGCGAGGGAGGGAGGGAGGGAAGGAGGGGAGGGAAGGUCCGGCGGAGGAGGCACAAUGGCCUGUCGAGGGGAGCUUGGGUGCUGCUUUUCCCGGGAGCUGCCUCCACUCCAGCGGCCGCCGCGCGGGCUGGCCUGAGCGAGGGCUCCCCGCUCUCCGGCUGCGAGACCGCGCGGUCCCUGGGGCGGGACAGCGGCGUCGGCAUGUCGUCCGGCACCAUGAAGUUCAAUGGCUACUUGAGGGUCCGCAUUGGCGAGGCCGUGGGGCUGCAGCCCACCCGCUGGUCCCUGCGCCACUCGCUCUUCAAGAAGGGCUAUCAGCUGCUGGACCCCUACCUGACGGUGAGCGUGGACCAGGUCCGCGUGGGCCAAACUAGCACCAAGCAGAAGACCAACAAGCCCACGUACAAUGAGGAGUUCUGCGCCAACGUCACCGACGGUGGCCACCUGGAGCUGGCCGUCUUCCACGAGACGCCCCUGGGCUACGACCACUUUGUGGCCAACUGCACCCUGCAAUUCCAGGAGCUGCUGCGCACGGCCGGCACCUCGGACACCUUCGAGGGCUGGGUGGAUCUGGAGCCAGAAGGGAAAGUGUUUGUCGUAAUAACUCUAACAGGGAGUUUCACUGAAGCUACUCUCCAGAGAGACCGAAUCUUCAAACAUUUUACCAGGAAGCGCCAAAGGGCUAUGCGAAGGCGAGUCCACCAGAUCAACGGACACAAGUUCAUGGCCACAUACCUGAGGCAGCCCACCUACUGCUCUCACUGCAGGGAGUUUAUCUGGGGUGUAUUUGGAAAACAGGGUUAUCAAUGCCAAGUGUGCACCUGUGUUGUCCACAAGCGCUGCCAUCAUCUGAUUGUUACAGCCUGCACUUGCCAAAACAAUAUUAACAAAGUGGAUUCAAAGACUGCUGAGCAGAGGUUUGGAAUCAACAUCCCACACAAGUUCAGCGUCCACAACUAUAAGGUGCCAACGUUCUGCGACCACUGUGGCUCCCUGCUCUGGGGCAUAAUGCGACAAGGACUUCAGUGUAAAAUAUGUAAAAUGAAUGUACACAUUCGAUGUCAAGCGAACGUGGCCCCAAACUGCGGGGUAAACGCGGUGGAGCUGGCCAAGACUCUGGCAGGAAUGGGCCUCCAACCCGGAAAUAUUUCUCCAACCUCGAAGCUUGUUUCUAGAUCAACCCUAAGACGACAGGGAAAGGAGAGCACCAAAGAAGGAAAUGGCAUUGGGGUAAAUUCCUCCAACCGACUUGGGAUCGACAACUUUGAGUUCAUCCGAGUGUUGGGGAAGGGCAGCUUUGGGAAGGUGAUGCUUGCAAGAAUCAAAGAAACAGGAGACCUCUAUGCUGUGAAGGUGCUGAAGAAGGACGUGAUCCUGCAGGACGAUGAUGUGGAGUGCACCAUGACUGAGAAAAGGAUCCUGUCCCUGGCCCGCAAUCACCCCUUCCUCACCCAGCUGUUCUGCUGCUUUCAGACCCCUGAUCGUCUGUUUUUUGUGAUGGAGUUUGUGAAUGGGGGCGACUUGAUGUUUCACAUUCAGAAGUCACGGCGUUUUGAUGAAGCACGGGCUCGUUUCUAUGCUGCAGAGAUCAUUUCAGCGCUUAUGUUCCUACAUGACAAAGGAAUCAUCUAUAGAGAUCUGAAACUGGACAACGUACUGUUGGACCACGAGGGCCACUGCAAACUGGCAGAUUUCGGGAUGUGCAAGGAGGGGAUCUGCAACGGGGUUACCACCGCCACCUUCUGCGGCACGCCUGACUACAUUGCUCCGGAGAUCCUCCAGGAGAUGCUCUACGGGCCCGCGGUGGACUGGUGGGCUAUGGGCGUGCUGCUCUAUGAGAUGCUGUGUGGCCACGCGCCCUUCGAGGCAGAGAACGAAGAUGACCUCUUUGAGGCCAUACUGAAUGAUGAAGUGGUCUACCCUACAUGGCUGCAUGAAGAUGCCACAGGGAUCCUGAAAUCUUUCAUGACCAAGAACCCCACCAUGCGCUUGGGCAGCCCAAGUCAAGGCGGUGAGCAUGCCAUUUUGAGACACCCUUUCUUUAAGGAAAUCGACUGGACCCAGCUGAACCAUCGCCAAGUAGAACCACCUUUCCGACCCAGAAUCAAAUCCCGAGAAGACGUCAGUAAUUUUGACCCUGACUUCAUAAAGGAAGAACCGGUUUUAACUCCAAUUGAUGAGGGACAUCUUCCUAUGAUCAACCAGGAUGAGUUUAGAAACUUUUCCUUUGUCUCUCCAGAGUUGCAUCCAUAGCCUGUGGUGAAUGGGAGAGAUGGUAUGAGAAGCAAAAGGAGAGAUUUUUCCAGGAAUUUCCUCUGUGGGGAACUCCUCAGUGUCAACGUUAGAACAAGGCCCUUACCUUCAGGGAACAGGUGGAGAGCUCUGUGAAGGACGGAACAUCAAGAGAUCAACCACUUCAAGUUCUGAAGGAGCCAGGGUCCUAGAAAUAGUGGAUACCGAAAUGAGAUUUCAUGAAGAAACACACUGCUCAGCUCUGAAUUUCCAUGGCUACUUCAGGUUCAGGAUAUUAAUAGGAGCCAAAAGAAGAAAAGGUGUGAAGAAUAAACCAGGUCCUAGAACUUCCAAGUCACUCAGGCAUUCUUUCUUCAAGGGACAAACCUAGACUUUGUAUGGCCCAACUCCCAGCUCUUCUGUAAGCCAAUGAGCCCUGAAUACUGGCAGUCUGCAAGAAGUCUCUAAAUGCUCAUGAAGAACUUGAUGAGAAGGAAAGGGAUGGCUUUCCAAAUAGAAUGACUUACUCUGAACAAGAAAUAGUGUCCAUAAAGCUCAUAAAGCCCAAUCUUGACAACAGUUGGACAUCAAGGCAACUGCUGCAGCUUAUUCUUUUAUCUUUCCAUUCACUUCAUAGAUAUUUAUUGAGUGCCAAGUGAGACGGCGCUGCAGUACCCAGCAGUGUAAACAGAUUUGCUCUCACCAAGCUUUUAUCCUUAAGUUACCCGAAAGGUGUGUGCAUUCUGUGAAAUGCCUCUCCACGUUGCCUACGUCAUCCUUUGUCUGCACAUAACUUUUUUGAAGGCAGCUUGCUGCCUCAACAGCAACUAUCCAAAUACUUGGUGGGUUGACCAGCGGAUGAGCUCAGCAGCUUGCAGACUGGUGGCAUCUCAUCGUGGAGGCAAUGUGCCGAUAUUGCUCUGUUCUCAUCACUGGAGAACCGCUCUCCACUCGGGUCCAUGACCAGACUUAUGGCUUAUACCUUAGCAAGUUAUUUAAAUUAUAUUUUAAGAGACAAAGAUGUUUGUUAUGUGUUUUAAUAAUUAGAAAUGGCUCUUAUAAGCAGGACAUGUAUCAAAGAAGGACCUUAUCAUAUGUACCCAUGUAUGCAGUUGGAGAAUUUUAUCUGGCUGAAAUAAAUGCAUUUUGUAACAAAAGCGA
Messenger RNA from Capra hircus (goat), 3861 nucleotides. RefSeq names its product protein kinase C eta (gene PRKCH). Lineage: Eukaryota; Metazoa; Chordata; Mammalia; Artiodactyla; Bovidae. The record is from RefSeq and is a predicted model, not a curated record. Gene Ontology annotation, molecular function: ATP binding; diacylglycerol-dependent serine/threonine kinase activity. Bases 670 to 2721 code for a protein of 683 amino acids. The transcript is spliced from 14 exons. Gene Ontology annotation, biological process: intracellular signal transduction; peptidyl-serine phosphorylation.